Messenger RNA from Podarcis lilfordi (Lilford's wall lizard), 5072 nucleotides. Lineage: Eukaryota; Metazoa; Chordata; Lepidosauria; Squamata; Lacertidae. The record is from the annotation of a GenBank genome assembly.
AUGUUUUCUCUUCUCUGUCUCUUUUUAGGUGUACUUUCUCUGCCUGCAUACUUCAGUCCUUACAACGAUGGCUCCAUGUGCAGUAAUGGAAGAGCUGAUGCUUACGCCCAGCUAGAACUUAGAACUUUAGAACAGUCUCUCCUGGCAACUUGUGUUGGAAGCAUCUCCGAACUGAGUGAGUUCCACCCACAUAUGAUUGCUUGUUUUCAAAAAAUAUGGGACCCUUCCAUAUUGAACUUAGAGGAAAUCUUGAUGUUGGUUUUGCUAUUCUUUUGCUUGGGCCCAUGUUGUGCAAGCUUUUGGUGUUUUGGGAUAUUACUCAGGAAAAUUCAGAUUCCCCCACUGGGUAUUUUAAAUAUAAUUUCCUAUAGUGAUCUUUAUUUGCUUAAUUGUUGUCUGUGUACAUUAUGCUUUACAAAUAAAGGCCUGAGAGCCCCCUUUCUCAGCAGGUUUGCAAUCUUAGACACAGGAAGGAAACAGAGGAAGAAGAGGAAAGUGAUGGAGGCAGAGAUUAUUGCAGUUACACAUACCCUCAGGAUCCCUUCCAACUCUAUGAUUCUAUGAAUGUACUGUAGAUAACCUAUUCACUGCAAGUCUAUAACAUCAUCAUCAUUAAUUUGCAUGCCACAUUUCCAUAAUCAAAAAGUUAAAUUUAAGUAACCGUGAACAACAAGCUACAUCACAUUACAGUGGUACCUCGGAUUUACAUAUGCUUCAGCUUACAUACACUUCAGGUUACAGACUCCGCUAACCUGUAAGUAGUACCUCAGGUUAAAAACUUUGCUUCAGGAUUAGAACAGAAAUUGUGCUCCAGCGGCACAGCAGCAGCAGGAGGCCCCAUUAGCUAAAGUGGUGCUUCAGGUUAAGAACAGUUUCAGGUUAAGAACGGACCUCCGGAACGAAUUAAGUACUUAACCUGAGGUACCACUGUAAUGAAAUUCAGCAAUCCCCUGAUCUAACAAUAAAAAUGCAAUAACGUGAUCUCCACAACUAAAAUUGGACUCCGCUAAAACACCUAAAUAACCCUUCACCUUGGUGGUCUCGAGUCUAGGCAUCAUGAAAGUCUUGAAAGACUUUCAACAGAAAAUUUGUCUCUGGCACCUACAACUGUAACAGCUUUGGCUAGCUUUAGGUGGUGCAUGAUGGGCACAGCUCUGAUCUCACAAAGAAGGGAAUGGCCAAGGGUCCCGGGAGGAAUGAAUGGUCGGCUGCCUGCCCACUCAGCAUCUUCCACCUGAGGCAACUACUUCACUCUGUCUAAUGGUGGGGCGGGGUCUGCAGGAAACUUUCAGAUGGCAGAAGGUGUGGAAAUGGAGGAGCAAGGGUGACGACUACAAAUGUGUCAGUAUAUAAGAGCAGAAAUAUGAAGGAGGCAUGGCUGUGGAGGGUUUUGAAGGCAAAGAGGAGAAACUUUGAGGUGAGAAAGGUGACAGUGUGGUCAGGAAGCCAUUUCCUUGCCUAGAAGAAGAAGAAGUGUUUGGAUUUGAUAUCCCGCUUUAUCACUACCCAAAGGAGUCUCAAAGCGGCUAACAUUCUCCUUUCCCUUCCUCCCCCACAACCAGUGGCGUAGCGUGGGUUGUCAGCACCCGGGGCAAGGCAAGUAAUUUGCGCCCCCUAACCCGUGGAUUUUAGUAGGGGCAGAGAGCUGCGAGCGCGAGCGCGCACCCCCCAGAUGUUGCGACCGGUGCGACCAGCCCCCCCUGCACCCCCCACGCUAUGCCACUGCCCACAACAAACGCUCUGUGAGGUGAGUGAGGCUGAGAGGCUCUCUCUCCAGCCUAGAGCUGGAGGCAUUAAAAACUUUUUACCUCUAACCAUUUUCCCCCCAACUGUGCAAUAGCAGUUUAUGUCUGCACUUGUUUUGGCUUUUGCAGCAUUGCCCCUGUUGUAGUAAACAUGGGGCUGUAUACUUCUGGCAAAAUUGGGCAUCUCAAAUUAUCUAUCUCUGAGCUACAUACACUGUGUGAGUUACAGAUUGCUCACCCUGAAUGCCUGAUAAAACCCACUUUAUAUUUUUUUUACUACAUUUAUACCCUGCCUUUCCUCCAUGGCAUAUGUGGUUCUCCCUCUCCUCAUUUCCUCUUCACAACUCUACAGCUAGGCCUGAGGGGUUGUGACCGGAACAAGGCCACUCAGUGAGAUUCAUGGCUGCAUGGGCAUUUGAACCCUGGCCUCCCAAAACCUAGUCCAACACUCUAACCACUGCAUCUUACUGGCUUCUUUUCUGAAGCUACCUGGAAUUGUACAAAGAGGAGAGUUGUUAAGCACCUGGUGGGCUAUAGCAUUUGGCUGGCAUGUGACAACCAGCCUAAAAACUGUGAGUUUGAUAAUGCUGUGAGUCAGGCGAUUAUUUGACCUUCGGCUUGGGAAUGCACAAAUGCCAAAGAGCCAGUUCUCCAGUUGAGCAGCCAAUUUUGCCUUCUAGUUUUUGGGGUUUUUUUUUAAAAAAAAGCUUCCUCUAACUUCAAUGUUUUCUAUUCUUUUUUUAAGCAGAGGAAAAUCAUGAAAACGUUUUUUCAUGCUAGGUUUGGAAAGUCUGUUUAUAUUUUGAUUAAUGCAAACUACGUUUUGGAGCCUGUGCUGCUGAACAAUGACCCUUUAAGUUGUGCUUUGCUGGCUUAUUUCUUCCUGGAAAAACAUUCUUCUUGGCAUUCCUCCCUUCGUCCACCACCAUGCAAACGCUGCUGUCAGAAGCCAGCACAUACCUUAUAGGUCUCACCAUUUAUUUCACAACCUGCCUUAAUUUGAGGUUUCACCCCCCCCCUUCUAAAAAAAAAAGGUUUUACAUACCUCUGUAUAUUCUGUGACACAAGAGAGCACUUGUAGCAGAAGUCCAUGAUUGAAUGCAGCUUCCUUUCCCUACUCUCUAUUCGGCUGGCUCAGUGAUUGUAUUUAAUGAAUGGAUCUCCUUAUAUAUUUCCUUAGUAGCUUUAUUUUUUAAAAAAAAAAUGUGGUCAGAAGUUGCCAGUACAGCAAGGAGGGAAUACUGGGUAAGGGAUAUGUGUAUUAUUCUGCACUGAAAAUUUGAAUUCCAGAUGUACUUCUUGUAUAAAUUUGCAGCAUUGCAGAUUAGACCAACAGAAAAUUCAUAUGAUGUUAAUGUGGCUACAAUUUUUCAAUUCUAUUCAAUAUCCAACCUCAGGAUUCAAGAAUAUUCAGCCUAAUUGUGUGGGGUUUUUUACUCAGAAGUAAGUUCCACUGUGUUCAAUUGGAUUUACUUAUGAGUAAAUGUGCAUAGGAAUGCAGCCCUGCAGCCCAAGUCUUUUUGCAUCUACUUAGAAGUACCAUUGAUGCCAAUGCACAUUAUUCUCUAAUAAAGAGCAAGCCUCAGAAACGCCUUAAGCAUCCUAGUGUUUAUGACUGCGAUCUUGUUUCCUCUCUUCAUUGGUUGGAAAGACACCCUUAGGUGUCUUUUCGGGAAUCAACUUGACUCGUUGCAAUUUUCUACCCUUUACCAGCAUUGUAAUCAUUAAAGAACAAUGGAAGACUCUUUCCUGCUGUAGCUUCCCGAGAAAUAAGAGGAUUCCCAAAGAAAAAUAGGAAUUUGUAGCUUACCUGUGUACAUAUAAAAUGUAGUAUUGCCCUUAUAAGUCUUUGUGACCCAUCAAGCUGAAUGGGAGGCUGCCAGAUGCUUAGCAAGCCUCUCCUUUUUGCAGUCAUACACAGGCAGCAACAAACAAACAGGAAGGGUUUUUUGGCCCCUGAUGGGCCACUGUACCUGGCAGGUGAGCUGCGUUUGGCUUGCUGGGUCACAGUGUGCAGGCCUACUUGAAAUAAAGUAGCUGUUGACAACCAUAGACUUAGGAAAAGUUCUGCUGGAUCCAGCCAAAGGCUCAUCUUGUCCAGCAUCUUGUUCUCACAGUGGCUCACUAAAUGCCUGUGGAAAGCCCACAGGCCGGACUUGAGUGCAGCAGCACUUUUCCCAGCUUGUGAUUCCAGCAACUGGUAUUCAGAGUGGGACACAGGCAUCAUGGCUAGUAGCCUUUGAUAGGCUACUUCUAUAAGUUCUUAGAAGUCAUAGAAUCAUAGAGUUGGAAGGUACCCAGAGGGGUCAUCUAGUCCAGUCUCCUGCAUGCAGGAAUCCCACCCACAGCCAUCCCUGGGUGGGCUCAAACCACCACCCUUCUGGUUAACAGCAAGACACACUGACCCAUUGUGCCACCAAAGUGUCAUACAGUGGUGCCCCACAAGACGAAUGCCUCGCAAGACGGAAAACUCGCUAGACGAAAGAGUUUUCCGUUUUGGAGGUGCCUCGCAAAACGAAUCUGCUAUGGGCUUGCUUCGCAAGACGAAAAUGUCUUGCGAGUUCCUGGGUUUUUUUUUCCUUUCCCCCCUCUUUUUCUAAGUCGCUAAGCCGCUUAUCUGCUUAUCCGAUAAGCUGAUAAGCUGCUAAAAGCCGCUAAAAGCCGCUAAAAGCCGCUAAUAGCGCUAAUAGCGCUAAUCCGCUAAUCCCAUCAAUGGGCUUGCUUUGCAAGACGAAAAAACCGCUAGACGAAGAGACUCCCAGAACGGAUUCUUUUCGUCUUGCGAGGCACCACUGUACUUCAGUUGACAACUUCUAAGGUCUCAUAUAGAAGAUGCACACUGGCGAGGUGGGCGUGGUCUUGUAAAUUGGAAGAUUUAGUACUGUCCCAGUGCUUGACAGUCAAAUGCAGCUUUCAUAAUCCUAGCAAAAAGCUCCAGUUAGCUUAAUUAUAGCCUCAAUAAUUUUAUGAGGAUGAACAGAAAACAGUAAAUGGCUCCCUCUUGAUUGUAUUUGCAGUGACUGUGGCUGAAAGGCACUCACUGGAACUGGUGAAUAUAUCAUUUCAGUAAAUGAUACUAUUUUUCUUUCUUCCUCUGCUCCUUUUCCAGGUGAUUUAGUGUCACGAGCAAUGCACCAUAUGCAGUGUUUAAACACGCUCCGCCCUGGCAUGAGUCCUGUACGACAAAACAGGCAGCAGCAGCAACCUAUCUCCUGGUCCCCUGAUGCCCUCCACACCCUUUAUUAUUUUUUACGCUGCCCUCAGAUGGAGUCUAUGGAGAACCCCAACCUGGAUCCGCCAAGGAUGGCCUUGAAUAAUGAACGGUAG